AUGGCGUCCGCCGACUACGAAAGUGUGCUGUGUGUCAAAAAUGAAGUAUUUGUUUACAGAAUUCCACCUCGUCCAUCCAACCGGGGCUACAGGGCUGCUGAUUGGAAACUGGAUGCUCCUGACUGGACGGGUCGGAUGAGGGUUGUCGCCAAGGGGAAAGAACUGGCUGUCAAACUUGAGGACAAAACCAGUGGUGAACUGUUUGCCAAAUGUCCUGUGGAGGAAUACCCAGGCAUAGCUGUAGAAUCUGUCAUGGAUUCCAGUCGCUACUUUGUUUUAAGAAUAAAGGAUGAUAAUGGGAGAAGUGCAUUUAUAGGGAUUGGUUUUUCCGACAGAGGAGACUCGUUUGACUUGAAUGUUGCCUUACAGGAUCAUUUUAAAUGGUUAAAACAAGAAGAAGAAUUUGAACAGAAAGCCAAGACUUUUGACUCAGGACCCAAGUUAGAUUUGGGCUUCAAGGAAGGACAGACAAUCACGCUCAAUAUAGGGUCAAAGAAGAGUGAUCAGAAAACACGACCACGUCCUAAUGCUGGAGCCACACCUGGGCUGUUACCACCUCCUCCAGGUGGGGUGAAAAUAGCUCCUCCCCCUGGAGACCAAAACAACCAAUCAGCAUUCUCUUCCUCCAGUUUCAACCAAUCAAAACGGGUUACAAGUAGUCAAAAUAACACAGCUCAGAACUUUCAAAGCAACAGCAAUGUGGACUUUUUGCUGGACUUAGGGACCACAGAAAGCUCUGCACCAGCGAUGACACACCUGCAGCAACAACAACAGCAGCAGUCCUCAGGGGUGUCUGAUGUUUGGGGGGACUUCACUAGUGCCAGUUCUAACUCCAGCUCAAGUGACCCGAAUGCUGUGGAUUGGGUUCAGUUUUGAUGAGAGGAUCCCUGCAUUCUGAGCAUCAAAAGUGACGACAUACAUGAAUGGAGGACUCUGCUGUAGAGAUUGUGUUAUUAUUAGCAAUCGGGAGCCUUCACAAACAUCUGCCCCCUCUGUGCUCGCUUGUCGUCCUGAAUUAGAUUAUGGAUGAGGUAGAUUCAUCAUUAACAUAUGGGUAGAUCAAGCAAGUACGGAAUACACUUACACAUACACAUGUACUUGAACUGUGAAACUUCACUGUUUCAUGAUGUGAAAUCCUAACUGGGCAGGCUUCUGAACAAAAGGUUAUGCGACAGAAGUUUGAGGGAAUGGGUGUAUGUUACCAUGUACAGCAAUGCGAAAACGUUUAGAAAGUGGUCAUCUGUUGCCAUGGGUUACGUAAAUCUAAAUGACCGAGCUGUACUAUGGGUUACAGUAGGAAAUAUUCCAUUAACACGUAUGCUGGGAUGUGAUCAAUAUCUGUUGAUAUUAUCUUAUAUUGUUAUGAGACUACGUAAGAGAGAGAUUUUGUUAAAUGUAGCUUAACUAAUUGUAUGUACUUCAGUCUUUCGUGGUGUACCAACAAAUAUUUGUGUACAUGUGCAUUUGGUGAGCGUCUUGCGCAAAAUCUCUUUAAAACAAUGAUAAUGGUGUAAAAUUCCAUACAAUAUGUGCUUAGUGCUUUAUUUUCUAGAUAAAUGUAGGAAAUGUUAAUUAAAUUUGUUUUUUUUUGUCUGGACGCCAUGUAAUAGCAAUGGUUUGGAACUACAUAACGAUGGUUACCAGCUAGUAAUUCUCAAUCCUAUGUGAAAGCAUAACGCAGUGACCCCGAUGGUCUGUUAACUAUGACAUUUCCCUGAAUGUUUUUGUUGGAUAUAGUCACUUUUUCACAUUAUUUAUUGUUCCACGUCAGUGGGUGAAAAAUGGCUAGUCCGAAAGAAGCAGGGCCAUAUUCAUUUCCAGAAUUGACCUUAUACAACAACAACAGCAGCAAAUAUUAAUCAUGUUGAAGUGAAUGUUACGAAUUCAUUAUUCCAAAAGUUUGUACAAUGGUUUGGAGGCCUUGUACUUUUCACAGUCUGCUAGUCUUACUGUGAGACUGAUGUCACAGUCGGGGCCUCGGUGGCCAAGGUGGUUAGCGGUCCAGCACAGUGCAGUGACCCAGGAGCCUCUCUCCAAGCUGCCAAAAACCUGGUCUGUGCUGAAAAGAUGCAUUUGUGUUACUAAAGGUGCAAGCUUCAUAAAACUAAGUUCUCAUUUUCUUAUUUCUCAUUGCAAAUUAUUUCUCUACACCCCAUAAUUCUCUCGGAAUGUUUCAAAAUAUCCAUAUUGCAGAAGGGAUUUAAAAGGUUGGAAAAAUUUGGUAGAUUUGAACAAUCUAGUAGAUGGAUCAUUCCAGGUGGCAUCAUUUCUGCCAGUUUGUUAAUCACAAUUGAAGUGACUCAGGAGACAACCAUGUGUUAUAAGGUCUUGUGCAGUGAAUGUUCAUGAGGAAUACAUGAGCUGUUUCCUUUGAUCAACUUUCUCUGACUCUUAGUGGCAUACUUAAUUAAUCCCAAAAUGACAGACUUUUGAAGUGUAAGCCGACCAGUAGCUGUGUAGAGUUCAAUGUAUUCAGCUGUGAAUGGAAAGAAGUAAGAAACCUUUCACUUUGGACUGGACAGUGACUCGUUUGGGCGAUUUACAAAACCAUUCCUACUUUGUGCACAGGAUUUCAAUUUUCUCUUAUGAAAUGUAUGAAGCCACAAAAUGCCAUUGUGUACAUGAUUUGUUUUACUCAUUUCUUUGUUUAUUUCUGUGUUGUUUUAGGUCACUCUUAAGAAUAUGUGAUUUGUAUGGCUGGGGUGUGGUUUAUGGAUGACUUUAGGUGGGUAAAGCCUUUGAUGACAACCUCAUCAGUUGGUUGUUAUAACGAUCCCAUGUAUCGCAUCUCUGAUGGAUUUGCCAGCAAGAGCUCUGCCAUGUUUUA
Messenger RNA from Liolophura sinensis, 2827 nucleotides. Its product is annotated as adaptin ear-binding coat-associated protein 1-like. Lineage: Eukaryota; Metazoa; Mollusca; Polyplacophora; Chitonida; Chitonidae. The record is from RefSeq and is a predicted model, not a curated record. The coding region runs from base 1 to 876 and encodes 291 amino acids. The transcript has 7 exons. Gene Ontology annotation, biological process: endocytosis. Gene Ontology annotation, cellular component: clathrin vesicle coat; membrane.